CAAGUUGCAACGAACAGAGAGAGAGAGAGAGAGAGAGAGAGAGAGAGAGACCUGGGACGAAGCACAAAAACGAUGUCUGAGGAAGACGAAUCAAUGUCAGAGAUUGAAGAACAAGAACGGACGGCUGGGGAGCACGACAAUGACGGAGGAAUACUUGAUUACAUAAUGAGCUUGGAGAGUGUUCCAUCAAAACUCCCUCCACAAAUCGAACUUUUCAGGACCCGUGUUCUUUGCAACAACGAUGCUCCUCAGCAUACAGAUACCAUACAAUAUUCUGGUGCUUAUGCGGCGUUAGGAGUUGAUAAUAGUCUGCGAUUGGAUAAUUUUUGUCAAAACUUCAAAGUUGAAGUGAAACGGCUCACUGAUGAUGACAUAGAGUUUGAUAUGAUUGGUAUUGAUCCAGCACUUGCCAAUGCGUUUCGAAGAAUCCUUAUAGCAGAGGUUCCAACAAUGGCUAUUGAAAGAGUAUAUAUUGCAAACAAUACAUCAGUUAUACAAGAUGAAGUUCUUGCCCAUAGAUUGGGCCUCAUUCCAAUCAGUGCUGAUCCCAGGCUAUUUGAAUAUCCAGAAAAUGCGGGAGAUGAAAAGAAUGAAAAGAACACCAUUGUCUUCAAACUACAUGUUCACUGUCGGAAGGGUCAGCCUCGAAUUACUGUGAAAUCAGAUGAACUAAAGUGGUUACCUAAUGGGAGUGAGCUUCUCUCUGAAGAUACUAAACAAAAUACUGGUUCAAAACCAAAAACAUUUACGUCUUUUAAUUGCAGCCAAGAGUCACUUCCUGAAUUUUCCAGCAAUUCACUUGGUCCCAAAGAUUUGGAUAUUAUAUUAGCUAAACUUGGAGCUGGUCAGGAAAUCGAACUUGAAGCCCAUGCAGUUAAAGGCAUCGGUAAGACACAUGCAAAAUGGUCCCCUGUUGCCACUGCCUGGUAUCGUAUGCUUCCUGAGGUUGUACUCCUGAAAGAUGUUGAGGACGAGCUGGCGGAAGAACUAAAAAAUAAAUGUCCAGUUGGAGUAUUUGAUAUUGAAGAUAUUGGAAAAGGUAAAAGAAGGGCAACCGUAGCCAGACCACGAGCGUGCACUUUGUGCAGGGAAUGCAUCCGAGGGGGGAAAGAAUGGGAAGAUCGUGUAUCAUUACGUCGUGUUAAAGAUCAUUUCAUUUUUACUAUUGAAUCAACUGGAGCAUUACCCCCUGAAGUGCUAUUUACUGAAGCUGUGAAGAUUCUGGAAGAUAAGUGUGAACGUGUGAUUGCUGAGCUUUCUUAAUGAUUUGUUUUGCCAUGUCCAAAAAUGAGUGAAAUUAGAAAAUUUGUACAUGAUCAGUUCUGUUAUUAUUUAAUUUUAUUUUCUAAGGAACUAUAUUU
This is a messenger RNA of Gastrolobium bilobum, 1361 nucleotides long. RefSeq lists its product as uncharacterized. The transcript is spliced from 9 exons. Gene Ontology annotation, cellular component: RNA polymerase III complex; RNA polymerase I complex. The record is from RefSeq and is a predicted model, not a curated record. The coding region runs from base 73 to 1263 and encodes 396 amino acids. NCBI's taxonomy places the organism in Eukaryota, Viridiplantae, Streptophyta, Magnoliopsida, Fabales, Fabaceae. Gene Ontology annotation, molecular function: protein dimerization activity; DNA binding. Gene Ontology annotation, biological process: DNA-templated transcription.